Messenger RNA from Aplysia californica (California sea hare), 1622 nucleotides. RefSeq names its product protein enabled homolog. Gene Ontology annotation, biological process: intracellular transport. Bases 24 to 1622 code for a protein of 532 amino acids. The transcript is spliced from 6 exons. Lineage: Eukaryota; Metazoa; Mollusca; Gastropoda; Aplysiida; Aplysiidae. The record is from RefSeq and is a predicted model, not a curated record.
GCAUUGCUCUAUACCAUCAUCUCAUGUGUAUGUCCACAGAGCCGGUACAAAAACGAGCAUUGCUCUAUAUCAUCUCAUGUGUAUGUCCACAGAGCCGGUACAAAGACGAGCCCAACAGUCGGGCGUCCUCCGGUCGGUCGUCCAGGGCAGGGAGUGAUUAUCCCGACGACACCAGGGAACAGAAGAAAAAGUUUCGGCCCCCUUGCCCUGGGAAAGUGGACACCACUCAGGUCGUCUUCUGCGAACCUUGCCACGCCCAGCGCUUCAGGAUUGUCCUGGACACCAUCCGCCUGGCCUUCUCCGACGACCAGGUCAGCUCCUGCCCGUCCUCGCAGCCCAACCCAGCCACCCCUCAUAACGGAUCCUCCCCCCUUUCACAAAGUCGGAGGAGCCCCAGACCGCUCACCCCGAGCUACCCUCUAAGCGCGCGUGACUCGAUGAACAGAUUCCAGCCCCAGACCCCGCCCACCGGCGCUCAGAUGGCCAAGUCUCCGCGCUACUCGGGCUACGGACAAGCCGUCGGUGGCAAUAAUAUGACGACUUUCUCCCCCAACAACCCCUAUGCAUUAAACCGGGCCCCUCCCGGAGACCAGCCCGGCAACGUUCAGGGUUCAAACUUCCAGCCUCCCAACUGGCAGGCGGCCGGCCAAGCCCCAGAUCCGUACGCAAGCCCCGGGGUUCCAACCCCGCAGUGCGGCGGCGUGUGUCCUCAGCAGCCCACGGCUUGUUCUACCGGCCUAGCCCCCCUUUGCCCUGAGGCGCCUGUCGGUUUUGCGGCCGCCAACUCCUCCCCCUAUCCUGCACAGCCGCUCCAAACACCCAUGGUUCCCCAACAGUCUCUUCAGACGUUGAUAGCUUCUCAACAAUCAUUCCAUACUCCCAUGGCACCCCCUCAGUAUCCAGCAGACAAGUUUCCAGCCCCAGCCCCUCAAGGAUUUGGCCCCGCCCCCUCGCCAGGUCAGGGGGCGUACCCAGCGGGCCCUCCGCCCGGAAUGACAGCUGAAAGCCCCGCCCCUUUCCCUCCGGCUUUUCCCGCGUACGGACCCCCUGACCCCUACGCCUACCACAGUCCCGGAGGUCCGCCUCCGCCAGCACAAGCUGGGGACAACCCCCGCGGCCAAGACCCCUACGCCUUAGGGAACGGGAACGACAAGGUUCUUUUCUGUGCGCCGGCGUGUCUGGUACAGCUGGACAAGAAGAAGAACUGGCGUGAGGUGUACCGCGGAUACCUGAAGGUGCUACAGCGAGCUGUGGGCGUGGGUUUCAGCCUACUGCUGGAGAGUCCUGACGGCGUCAUCUGCAGCCACCAUUUUAUCUCCCGGGACAUGACCUUUGAACCCUCCUGCAAAACGCAGUACGGCUUCUGCUUCUCCUCCGUGGCUCGAUGUGGCAGCACGGUGAAAGGAGACUUCCUGGUUUCCUUCCAAGGCCGCGAGCAGACAGACCAGUUCCGUCAGGUGGUCUCUGAGUGUCAGCGACUCCUCCGCCUCACCGCCCCCAACAACACAGGCCGGCCCGACGUCUGCAUGGGCUUUGGCAACAGCAGCAACUGCAACAGCAACAACUACAACAACAACAACAACAACAGCAACUUUGGCAAUAGCAACAAUUGCAACAAAUGA